Molecule: messenger RNA, 1125 nt
Organism: Aspergillus sclerotioniger CBS 115572
Lineage: Eukaryota; Fungi; Ascomycota; Eurotiomycetes; Eurotiales; Aspergillaceae
Product: porphobilinogen synthase HEM2
Exons: 2
Coding region: 1-1125 (374 amino acids)
Biological process (GO): heme biosynthetic process
Cellular component (GO): cytosol
Molecular function (GO): porphobilinogen synthase activity; zinc ion binding
Source: RefSeq, a predicted model, not a curated record
AUGUCAUUCUCCAACCUUGUCUCUGAUCUCGCAUUCAGAGAUUCCCAGGAUGACCGAAGUUCGCAGAUUUCCCAUGCACGGUCGCAGGUUACUGCCCGGUCAUACACUAGCACGGCUGCGACAAGUGUUAGCAUAUCUGGUGAUAUUUCUAGUCAGCUUCAUUCUGGCUACAGUCAUCCAUUGAGCAGAUCAUGGCAAGCGGAGAAGCAGUUGACCAAGGAGAUGCUUAUCUACCCUCUCUUUAUCACUGACAAUCCCGAUGAAGAGACGCCCAUUCCAUCCCUGCCAAAUCAACACCGUCGAGGGCUGAAUCGAUUGGUUCCGUUUCUAAGGCCAUUGGUCCAGAAAGGCCUGCGUUCUGUGAUGCUAUUUGGCGUGCCCUUGCACCCAUCUGCAAAGGAUGCAUUGGGGACCGCUGCAGACGACCCGACCGGGCCAGUAGUUCAGGCCAUCCGCGUUCUUCGUUCGCGCUUUCCCCAGCUUUAUAUCGUGACCGAUGUUUGUCUCUGUGAAUAUACUUCGCAUGGUCAUUGCGGGAUACUGCGUGAGGACGGAACAUUGGACAACGCACUAUCCGUUGAUCGAAUUUCCGAUGUAGCAUUGGCUUAUGCUGCCGCCGGGGCUCACUGUGUGGCUCCAUCGGACAUGAAUGACGGAAGAGUCCGCGCCAUCAAGUUGAAGUUGAUUGAAGCUGGCAUUGCUCACCGUGUCCUUCUGAUGUCCUAUAGCGCCAAGUUUAGUGGAUGCCUUUACGGUCCUUUCCGAGAUGCUGCAGGGUCCUGCCCAUCCUUCGGAGACCGAAGGUGCUACCAAUUGCCCCCGGGCGGUCGCGGGCUUGCUCGGCGAGCGAUACAGAGAGACAUUGGCGAGGGUGCUGACAUUAUAAUGGUGAAGCCUGCAAGUAGCUAUCUGGACAUUAUCAGAGACGCCAAGGAGCUUGCAAAAGAUAUGCCAGUUGCUGCCUACCAGGUCAGCGGUGAGUAUGCUAUGAUACAUGCAGGGGCUAAGGCGGGGGUUUUUGAUUUGAAAUCUAUGGCCUUUGAGAGCACCGAGGGGAUAUUACGGGCCGGUGCUGGUAUCAUAGUGAGCUACUUUGUGCCUGAUUUUCUGGACUGGCUUUCUUAA